Messenger RNA from Microthlaspi erraticum, 297 nucleotides. NCBI's taxonomy places the organism in Eukaryota, Viridiplantae, Streptophyta, Magnoliopsida, Brassicales, Brassicaceae. The record is from the annotation of a GenBank genome assembly.
AUGGAAUCCUACAAGGAGCUCACUUGCGAGUUCUUAGCUUCAAUGAGGUACCACAUGUACGAAGAGGAAGAUAGAGCUGAUUUGGACCAAGGAUUGGGAUGGAUCACGUUCUUGGCUAAGGGAGAGAAGAGAAUGGUGACCUUUAGGCAGUUGGAGAUCUUGUUUGGGUUCAACUAUGGAGAAGGUACCAAGUGGAACUUCAAGGAGAAGGAACUCCAAAGGGUUUGGGCUACAAUCGCUGAUGGGAGUACUCUUCCUCAAGGUCCAAGGCAGCUCAAAUCAGGAGCCCAGUCUUGA